This is a messenger RNA of Lathyrus oleraceus (garden pea), 621 nucleotides long. RefSeq lists its product as uncharacterized. The record is from RefSeq and is a predicted model, not a curated record. The transcript is spliced from 2 exons. Lineage: Eukaryota; Viridiplantae; Streptophyta; Magnoliopsida; Fabales; Fabaceae. The coding region runs from base 52 to 540 and encodes 162 amino acids.
AAUAAGUCUUGUGAAGUUGCAUUUUCUUUCCACACCAAUUUCUCAAACUAUAUGGCGUCUAUUCUUGGAGGAGCACUUGUUUCAGCUUCCAUGGAGAUGUUGGUGAAAAAGGUUGUUUCGGGUGAGUUUGUUGAUUUAUUUAGGAGGACUAAGCUUGACUUUGAACUCUUUGAAAAGUUGAAAAUAACAAUGUUGAGUCUUCAAUCUGUACUUCACGACGCCGAGGAGAAAGUAUGCUUUGAAAUGCAUGACCUCAUCAAUGAUUUAGCUAUGGCAGUUUCAUCUCCAUAUUGCACUACGUUGGACAAACGUAAGCCAGAUAUAAGGGUGCGAUACUUGGCAUAUGACAGAUUUCAAUAUAACUCAGACGAUAAAUUUGAAAAGUUGCAUGGAUUAAAAGGUCUACCUUCCUCUCUUACAGAACUGCGUAUCUAUGAUUGUCCAUUAUUGGAACUAAAUUUGCGGAGGAAGCAAGGGAAAGAAUGGACUAAGAUUUCUUACAUUCCCAAAAUAUAUGUAAACUACGAAAUCAUCCAAUGAGUUAUUACAUCAAGGUGAGUCACCAAAAUACUUGUUUCUUAUUUCUUCUAUGUUAUAAAUGUCAUCAUUUAAUAUUUUUAA